Adelges cooleyi (spruce gall adelgid) is the source of this 1487-nucleotide messenger RNA. It is a transcript of the gene Vps36, whose product is annotated as vacuolar protein-sorting-associated protein 36. The record is from RefSeq and is a predicted model, not a curated record. Bases 270 to 1397 code for a protein of 375 amino acids. The transcript has a single exon. Gene Ontology annotation, cellular component: late endosome membrane; ESCRT II complex. Gene Ontology annotation, biological process: protein transport to vacuole involved in ubiquitin-dependent protein catabolic process via the multivesicular body sorting pathway. Gene Ontology annotation, molecular function: phosphatidylinositol-3-phosphate binding; ubiquitin binding. NCBI's taxonomy places the organism in Eukaryota, Metazoa, Arthropoda, Insecta, Hemiptera, Adelgidae.
UAUUCUUAAAUAGAUACUAAAAUGUUUAUGGUUACGUUAUUAUAAUUAAUAGUUAAAACACUACAUUUUAAGCUUCUUUCAAAAAACUACUGUUUUAUUUCUAAUUAAAUAAAGUUACUCCAAAAAUAACUUAAUAUUGUAAGUUAAAAGUGAUGUUUUUAUACUAACGAUAUUAGCUUCGAUUUUAAAUUAAUUUUAGUUUUACAAAUUUUAUCACUCAUUACAAAUAAAUCUAAAUGCUGAUUAUCUCCUGAUUAAUUGUACUUAAAAUGGACCGGUUUGAAUAUUCUAAGCCUGAUAAUAAUGACACCAUAAUUUGUCAACAUUCAAAUGUCACAUUAUAUAAUGCUGAUUACAAAACUUCUUUUCAUCGUGGAGAAAUUAUUUUAACUAGUACUCAACUGUAUUGGACAAAAGGAGACGUAUCUCUCUCACUUCAGCUACGAUAUAUUGUAUUUAUUGAAGCUGUUGUUACUGAAACCUUAUUUGGUUCUAAAACUAAAAUAAUACUAAUUCACUUAUUACCACCAGAUAACCAAAUUAAUGGUCUAGAAGCAAAUGCUAGUUGUGUAGGUGAGUAUAUUAAACUAGAUUUUAAAGAUAAAAUACCAGAUGGAUUUUUGGAUUUGUUUCAAACAACUGUCAGAGAGAAAAAGUGGUGUGUAACAAAUAUGUCUCGCCAAAUCAGAACAGGAAUCGGAGGAAUUGAAAGAAAAAUUUAUGAAAAACAAAAAGCAUCAGAUGUUAGUAUAACAGAAGCAUUUAAAGAUUUAGAUAGAUUAAUGGUAACAGCAAAAGAUAUGGUAAUGUUGAGUAGAAAUAUAUCUGAAAGAAUUAAAGAAAAGCAAGGAGUUAUUAGUGAUGAUGAAACUGUACGUUUUAAAGCUUAUCUUCUCGGUCUUGGAGUUGAUGAUCCAGUCACUAGAUCAUCAUUUACUGACUCCAACAUAUAUUACAAUACUUUGUGUAAAGAAAUAUCUAAAAUUAUUCAUGUUACAUUAGAAGAGGUAGGUGGUACGAUGACGCUCCCUGAAGUUUAUUGUCGUGUCAACAGAGCUAGAGGAUUAGAUCUAUUAUCACCAGAAGAUUUAAUGGCAGCGUGUUCUUUAAUGAACAAUGAUAAAACACUUCCAGUAAAAUUAAAACAAUUUGACAGUGGUGUUUUAGCUUUACAGUCAUCAUCUUGUAAUGAAAAUAUUGUAUUAGAAAAAACUGUAGAAGCUAUUAAAAAAAAUGGUUCAUUAAGUGCACAAGAAUUAUCUACAUCAAUUGGACUACCUGUUAUCCUAGCCAAAGAAUACUUGUUGAACACUGAAAAGAAUGGAAAAUCAUGCAGAGAUGAAAGCAUUGAAGGGUUAAGAUUUUAUCUCAAUAAAUUUACAGAAAAUUAUGUUUAAUAUGUUAGUUAUUCUACAUUUGUGAUUUGUACAUAACAGUUAAGUAUCUUUAAAUAAAAAUGUAUGUAGUUCCCAAAAAAAAAUGUUUUU